GAAAAACGAAUCGAGUGGUCUCCCCUCUGCUUCUUCUUCAGAAAUCGGCUACAGCAUGAGUGGCGCCGUUGAUGAUGCCACAUCGCCUUCCUUCUUCUCCGACAAAUCCGCUAAGAUCUUCAUCGCCGGCCACCGCGGCCUGGUUGGCUCCGCCAUCGUCCGCAAGCUCCAAUCCCUAGGCUUCACCAACCUCGUCCUCCGCACCCACGCUGAACUCGAUCUCACGCGCCAAGCCGACGUCGAGUCCUUCUUCGCUGCCGAAAGCCCCCAAUUCGUGAUCCUCGCCGCCGCCAAAGUCGGCGGCAUUCACGCCAACAACACCUACCCGGCUGACUUCAUCGCCGUCAACCUCCAAAUCCAGACCAACGUCAUCGACGCCUCCCACCGCUCCGGCGUCAAGAAGCUCCUCUUCCUCGGCUCCUCCUGCAUCUACCCCAAGUUCGCUCCUCAGCCCAUCCCUGAAAACGCGCUCCUGACGGGCCCACUGGAGCCCACCAAUGAGUGGUACGCCGUUGCCAAGAUCGCCGGCAUCAAGAUGUGCCAGGCGUACCGGAUUCAGUACAACUGGGACGCCAUUUCCGGCAUGCCGACCAACUUGUACGGCCCUCAGGACAACUUCCACCCCGAGAAUUCGCACGUGCUGCCGGCGUUGAUGAGGCGGUUUCAUGAGGCCAAGGUCAAUGGCGCCAAAGAGGUGGUGGUUUGGGGGACUGGGAGCCCACUGAGGGAGUUUCUCCACGUCGAUGAUCUCGCCGACGCGGUGGUGUUCUUGAUGGGGAGUUACAGUGGGUUGGAGCAUGUCAAUGUGGGCAGUGGACAGGAGGUUACUAUUAAGGAGUUGGCGGAAUUGGUUAAGGAAGUUGUGGGGUUUCAAGGUCAGCUUGUUUGGGACUCGUCUAAGCCGGAUGGAACUCCCAGGAAGCUCAUGGAUAGCUCCAAGCUCGCCGGAUUGGGUUGGACCCCGAAGAUCUCGCUAAAGGAGGGGCUGGUUGGUACCUACAAGUGGUACUUGGAGAAUGUCAAGCAAUGAUAAUGCAGGUGAUUGCAUUGAAUGUGAGUUUUUCCUUUUUAUCAUGAUUCGUGAGCUACUGCGUGGUGCUUAAUUCGCUCUUGUUGUUACAAUUGAAGUCUGAAACUUAGUGUAUCGAUUAUAUGUGGAAUAAGUUAUUUGUGAAUGAUACAUCUUGAAAGGAGGACUAGAACCAGUUGAAUUAUUGUUGUACAACUUCAAAUGGAUUAAACCAUUUAAAACUAUUGAAAUAUUAGUUCUUUUAUUAUAUAAAUUUGUGUUGGCAAGUGUUUUAGCA
Molecule: messenger RNA, 1307 nt
Organism: Argentina anserina (silverweed cinquefoil)
Lineage: Eukaryota; Viridiplantae; Streptophyta; Magnoliopsida; Rosales; Rosaceae
Product: putative GDP-L-fucose synthase 2
Exons: 2
Coding region: 56-1030 (324 amino acids)
Biological process (GO): nucleotide-sugar biosynthetic process
Molecular function (GO): GDP-L-fucose synthase activity
Source: RefSeq, a predicted model, not a curated record